Lithohypha guttulata is the source of this 3186-nucleotide messenger RNA. RefSeq names its product putative secondary metabolism biosynthetic enzyme. The record is from RefSeq and is a predicted model, not a curated record. Lineage: Eukaryota; Fungi; Ascomycota; Eurotiomycetes; Chaetothyriales; Trichomeriaceae. Bases 1 to 3186 code for a protein of 1061 amino acids. The transcript is spliced from 2 exons.
AUGGCGGAUCUCCAGAGUCUAGAGACGACUCAAGUAACCAUGACGACCACAACCGUGACUACGUCGCCGCCUGCUACGGUGCAGGCGGUUGUUGAUGAAAACUCUCCAAAUAAUGGUAUGGCAGCACGACCACAUCCAUCAAUAUAUUGGACCGUGGAUAGUCUGUUGAGAAAACAUGCUGCUGAAGAUGAAGAUAUACCGAUGAUUGGAUAUCCUGCCACGGGAGCAGCAGAUUAUGAAGUAUACACCGCGAAAAUAGUGAACAGAUAUGUGGACGCCGCAUCUCCAGCAUAUGUGAGCCUAAUGAAAUUAGCUAAUUGUGCCACAAUCGUGGCGACACCCCAAUACAACACCGUCAUCGAGGACAUGCGAUUGGAGAUGCAACUGACCUCUUUACCACGUAUCAACCAGCAGGACUACCGCUCGAUCUUCAAUGUUCCCAAGUUUUCCCGACCUUGCGACGCAGAGAGAGAAUCAAAAAAAGUCGCAUGGAUCAUUCAUUCGUCUGGCACGACUGGCUUUCCCAAACCUAUUUUCAUCACAAACUUCGGCUGUCUAGCAAACUGGCGUAAAGGACUCGGUUUUCGUUCUUUCACCGUCUCGCCCUUGUUUCACUCUCAUGCCCUUCAUGAGUUUGGUCGAGCAAUUUACGCAAAACGGCCAAUGUAUUUCGGCAAUCACCAAUUACCAGUCACCAGACAGAACUUACUUGCGGCCAUGAAAGUUGCCAAGCCAGAGAUGGUAUGUGCUGUCCCAUACGUGCUCAAAUUGCUAGCAGAAAAGGAGGAAGGUAUCGUGGAACUGGCCAAAGCCAAGAUCGUCAUGUAUGGUGGGAGUGCCUGCCCAGAUCCUCUGGGAGACGAGCUUGUCAGCAAAGGCGUUAAUCUGUCAGGGAACUAUGGAGCUACUGAAACGGGCUUCAUCAUGAACUCAUAUCGUCAACCGGGCACAGGUGACAACGAAUGGAACUACUUGAGACUCUAUAAGCCUGUCGCAGACCAUGUGCUGAUGGACGAGAUCUCACCUGGUAUUUUCGAAUGUGUUGCAUUGGAUGGUCUACCAAGCAAAGUUGCCACGAACACUGACGAUCCGCCAAACGCAUUCAGAACGAAGGAUCUUUUCAAACGACAUCCUGAUCCAGCGAAGUCGAAUUACUGGAAAUACGUCAGCAGACUCGACGACAGAUUGACCCUUGUCAACGGCGAGAAGGUCUUGCCUAUACCAAUCGAGGGGCACAUCCGAAAAAGUGAGCUCAUUAGAGAGGUCGCUGUAUUUGGCUUUCAGCGCACCGUACCUGGUGUUAUCGUCUUCCGCAGUGAGCAUGCACAACACCUCAGCGACGAAGAUUUCUUGGAAAGGAUAUGGCCACAGAUAGAAGAAGCAAACAGCCAAGCUGAGACUUUCUCACGUAUACCAAAAGACCUAGUUGUCGUGCGACCUGCUGACGAAGUCUACCCGAAAACAGAUAAGAACACCAUAAUUCGAGCACAAAUGUACGAACAAUACAAAGAUAUCGUUGCACAAGCUUAUCAGCAAUUCGAAUCAGGUGCGCCUGCACAAUCAGACAAACCGCUCUUACAACUUGAGCUCCCUCAACUCGAAGAUUUCCUCCUCACGAAAUUCCGCAAUGAUCUCAAUGUACCACUAGAAUCGGCAAAUAGCGAUAUCUUCUCAGCAGGCGUGGACAGCUUGCAAACAACCAGGAUAUGGACCAUGAUCAAGAAAGAGCUGGAUAUUGGUGGGAAUGCAGACAAACUAUCGCAAAACGUUGUCUUUGAGAGAGGGACUGUUCGCUCACUUGCACAACAUAUUUAUAAUAUACGACUUGGGAUUGACGAUAGUGAUACCGACGCAAGCGAGGCGAAGAUUACAGUCAUGCAAGACCUGCUCGAUAAGUACAGCACAUUUACGCCGCACGAUCCUACUGGUAAGCCGAAAGUCAACGCAAAAACAGUUCUUUUGACAGGUGUCACUGGUGGUCUGGGCUCAAUCCUCCUCGCCAAUCUCCUCAGACGCGACGAUAUCUUACGCAUAUACUGCCUCGUCCGUGCUUCCGACCCAUCAACAGCUCAGGAUCGUGUAUUCACAGCACUACAUUCUCGCAACCUCCUCUCGUCCCUAACUCAUGGCCAGACCGAUCGCAUCGUCGCUCUUGCAUCCGACCUCUCCCAGCCCACCCUUGGCCUCGACGAGACACACCUCACCCAGCUCCUCAGCAGCGUAACACACAUCAUCCACUCCGCCUGGGCCGUAAACUUCAACCUGCCCCUGCUCUCCUUCGAACCACAACACAUCCGCGGCGUCUACAAUCUAAUCGAACACAUCGCUCUUCGCACCACGCACUUCACCCCAGCCAAAUUCUAUUUCUGCUCUUCCAUCUCCGCCGCUUCAGGUACACCAAAACCAGCCACGAUCCCCGAAACACUAAUCUGGGACCUGCACCACGCACAACACAUGGGCUACGGCCGCUCGAAACUCGUCGCGGAACGAAUCACGCAUGCUGCUAUGAAGACCGCAAACCUUACCAGCCGUGUAUUACGUAUUGGUCAACUCGCGGGCGAUACAGUGAAUGCAUACUGGAAUGAUACCGAAGCCAUUGCGCUCAUGAUCCGGUCAGCGCUGCCGAGUUCUGCAGGCUGUCUACCUGCUCUUGAUGAAUCUCCUAGCUGGUUACCGGUCGAUAAAGCUGCUGAAGUUAUCGAGCAGCUUGCUUUUGAGGCAUGUGAAAGGUGUGAGAGGAGGAAUAUAGAUCUAGCGUAUCAUAUCCUCAACCCAGCAACGUUGAGUUGGAAAAGGGAUCUAGUGUCGAUGUUACAGAAUCAUUCAACGAUGCCAAAGUUCGAGGUUGUUGAGACCAAUGAGUGGUUGGAGAGGCUGAAAGCGAGUGAUGGAGAUGUUCGACGGAAUCCAAGUAGGAAGUUGAUGGACUUUUGGAAGGGUAAGUAUGGUAUUCACACGAAACCGGACCAGGUUCAGCCGGACGUUAGUGCAGAUGUGGAAGCUGGGGAGAAAACCAAAGAGGAAGGGGAUGUUGGUCAGGGCUUGAAGUUUGAGACAAAGUCGACUGUUCGAGAUAGCAGCGUGCUGGGUCAGGUGAAAGAUCCUGUAAGUGGUGGGCUGAUGGGUAGGAUCGUGGAUGUUUGGAUGAAGAGGUGGAAUGCUGAACUCGAGGCCCUGAAUAGAUAA